Ectocarpus sp. CCAP 1310/34 is the source of this 196-nucleotide messenger RNA. The record is from the annotation of a GenBank genome assembly. NCBI's taxonomy places the organism in Eukaryota, Phaeophyceae, Ectocarpales, Ectocarpaceae.
UCUAAAGAACACGCACACAUAUAACGAGAAAAAGGUAUCCAAGAGCCCGAAGAGGUACACCUUAAAAUCCCUGCAGCACCGUAUGCGUGCCCAAAAACUGAACUGCACGUCCGUCCCACCGUUCGACUACAGUAGCAUCACCCCCUCCCUGUCCCACUCUAUACCAAAACGGAAGAUUGCCGACUACGGCAUACUG